AUGCCGACACCGUCACCGAAUCAACCUCCGGAUCAACCACCAUCGGCCUCUCCGUACCCUUUCUCAACCUGUCCCGACGACAUUCUCCAUACAACACGUCAUGACUUGGAUAAUCAUUCAGGCCCAGCUCCCGAUGGACUAUCACCGGCCAACUUUGGGUUGGAAUCACAAAGAUCAAUGCAAAGAACAGUGGAAACCGCCACUGACAAUCGCGCAUCAGAGUCUCCAUCCUCAAGAGAUACUACAGUCUCCCCAGCGCCACAAACCAGUACCACUGCAGUCACAUCACCAGAAUCUCGUGGAAUAGAUGCUGGACACACAAUGAAGAACCCAGAGUUGGGUCCGGACGGCCCAACUCCGCACACGGCCAGUUCAAGGCCGAGUCAGUCGCUAGAGCAGUCUCCAAAGGAUCUGGGAGGACCAGACUUGGCAAUGUUUGAGGAAGAGGAUGUCGCAUGCACUCCACCGUCCAUGGGAUCCGACUACUCCAGCGCUCGGGCUAUACCGUUUGCACCGUUGUCCUUCUUGCAGCCAGGCAGCAGAUUUCAUGGAACACAACAGUCAGAACGCCAAGUAUAUGAUGUCCAGGUGGAAAUCAAACAUGUCGAUAUGCGCGAGUCCUUUCUGUGCGGAUACUUGCGCAUUCAAGGUCUCACUGAAGACCACCCGACUUUAACAACCUAUUUCGAAGGAGAAAUUAUCGGAUCGAAAUACAGCUUCUUCACCCAGCAUGAGGACUGGGGGGCGAACAUGAGGGUUGAUCUUAGCCAUUGGGCAAAGUUCAAUGCGUUUCGGCCGUUUCAAAAGCAUGCGCGCAAAGGUCCAGUAACUAUUCCUGAUGUAACACAAAGAGAGAACAUCUUUAUGCGAUGGAAGGAACAUUUCCUGGUGCCUGAUCACCGGGUUCGGACCAUUACUGGAGCCAGUUUUGAGGGCUUCUAUUAUAUUUGUUUCAACCAGCUCAAGGGGGAGGUCAGCGGGAUUUAUUUUCAUUCAAAGAGCGAAAAAUUCCAGCAGCUCGAGCUGAAACACGUCCCAAAUCGAGGAUGCUUCAGCGCUACAGAGUUCCGGUAA
Metarhizium brunneum ARSEF 3297 is the source of this 1074-nucleotide messenger RNA. It is a transcript of the gene Gid4, whose product is annotated as Glucose-induced degradation protein 4. Lineage: Eukaryota; Fungi; Ascomycota; Sordariomycetes; Hypocreales; Clavicipitaceae. Gene Ontology annotation, biological process: negative regulation of gluconeogenesis; protein targeting to vacuole; protein catabolic process in the vacuole. Gene Ontology annotation, cellular component: GID complex. The record is from RefSeq and is a predicted model, not a curated record.